Mustela lutreola (European mink) is the source of this 1819-nucleotide messenger RNA. Its product is annotated as cytochrome P450 2W1. Gene Ontology annotation, molecular function: heme binding; oxidoreductase activity, acting on paired donors, with incorporation or reduction of molecular oxygen, reduced flavin or flavoprotein as one donor, and incorporation of one atom of oxygen; iron ion binding. The transcript has 8 exons. Gene Ontology annotation, cellular component: cytoplasm; intracellular membrane-bounded organelle. NCBI's taxonomy places the organism in Eukaryota, Metazoa, Chordata, Mammalia, Carnivora, Mustelidae. The record is from RefSeq and is a predicted model, not a curated record. Gene Ontology annotation, biological process: xenobiotic metabolic process. Bases 63 to 1508 code for a protein of 481 amino acids.
GCCCUCCCAGCAGCCUAUAAGGCACAGGGUGGGGAGCUGGGGCCCCGCCGCCUGCCGUCCUCAUGGCCCUGCUGCUCCUGGGGAUCCUGCUGCUGCUUCUGGGGCUCUGGGGGCUGCUGCGAACCUGCACCCGCACCCCCUCCCCAACCCCUCGAUGGCCCCCUGGGCCACGCCCACUCCCACUCAUUGGAAACCUGCACUUGCUGCGUAUGUCACAGCAGGACCGGUCACUGAUGGAGCUCUCCGAACGGUACGGGCCAGUGUUCACUGUCCACUUGGGGCGCCAGAAGACGGUGGUGCUGGCUGGCUACGAGGCUGUGAGGGAGGCCCUGGUGGGCACCGGGCCGCAGCUGGCUGAUCGGCCCCCCAUCGCCAUCUUCCAGCUCAUCCAGGGUGGUGGGGGCAUCUUCUUCUCAUCCGGGGCACGCUGGAGGGCCGCCCGCCAGUUCACUGUGCGCACCCUCCACAGCCUGGGUGUGGGGAGGGGGCCCGUAGCCAGCAAGGUCCUGCAGGAGCUGAGGUGCCUCAUGGGGGAGCUGGACGGCUACAGAGGCCAGCCCUUUCCCCUGGCUCUGCUGGGCUGGGCCCCCUCCAACAUCACGUUCACGCUGCUCUUUGGCCGGCGGUUUGAAUACCAGGAUCCUGUGUUCGUGUCCCUGUUGAGCCUUAUCGAUGAGGUCAUGGUCCUCCUGGGGACCCCCAGCCUGCAGCUAUUCAACAUCUACCCCUGGCUCGGGGCCCUCCUCCGGCUGCACCAGCCUGUCCUGCAGAAGAUAGAGGAGGUCCGCUCUAUCCUGAGGACCCUGCUGGAGGGGCGGCAGCCCCCCAAGCCCAGGGGAGGCCUUGUGAAGAGCUACAUGGACGCCUUGAUUCAGCAGGGCCAGGGGAAAGAGCCCCAAGGCCUGUUUGCCGAGGCCAACAUGGUGGCCUGUGCCCUGGACAUGGUCAUGGCCGGUACAGAGACCACGUCAGCCACGCUGCAGUGGGCUGCCCUCCUGAUGGGCAAGCACCCGAGUGUGCAAGGCCGGGUGCAGGCAGAGCUGGACCGUGUGCUGGGGCCCGGGCGGCUCCCCCGGCUGGAGGACCAGCGGUCCCUGCCCUAUACCAAUGCUGUGCUGCAUGAGGUCCAGCGGUUCAUCACCCUCUUGCCCCAUGUGCCGCGGUGCACGGUGGCUGACACCCAGCUGGGCAGCUACCUGCUCCCCAAGGCCGCCGCGUCUGCGUGGGGGAGAGCCUGGCCAGGUCGGAGCUGUUCCUGCUCUUUGCUGGCCUCCUCCACAGAUACCGCCUGCUGCCCCCGCCCGGCCUCAGCCCCACUGCCCUGGACACCACGCCUGCCCCGGCCUUCACCAUGCGGCCGCCAGCCCAGGCCCUCUGUGUGGUGCCCAGGUCCGGAGGCUCUUACCCAGGAGACCAGCUCUGACCCAGGUCCCAGCCUGGGGUGCUCUGUGGAGGACGGAUGCAGGACAAAUAAAGGAUGGACAGGCAGAAAGCCCCUCCUGGGCUGAUCCUCUUCUUUUGGGGGCUCGGCCCCCUUCCAGCUCCCCUUGCCCAGAGGCAUCUCUAGCCCUUCUCCUCCAGUCUUCCAGGGCAGCUGGGGCCCCCUCCCUGCCCUGAGCUCCCCGCUCUCCGCCCUCUGCCCCCAGACCCCUUGGGCAUCAGCAUUGCCUCUAUCUGCACCCAGGCCCCCACCCGUACUUCAGGGUGCCCUCACAACCCAGGGGUGAAGCACCCCCUCUCGACACACCAAUGCAUGCCUCCUUGGGUUCCCUGUGUCCUCCUCUCCCCACGCCCCCUCCAUGCUGCCCCCGUCCAGUUC